AUGGUCCACGCAUCUACAUCUUCUUCAAAAAUCCCGCGCCCCAUGAAUUGCUUCUUGGCAUUUCGACUUGAAAAACAACAAGAAAUCAUCUCCCGAUGUCCUGGAGCAAAUCAUCGCGACAUUUCUAAAAUCAUUGCCAAGUGGUGGAAAUCCAUGCCAAAUGAAGAGAAAGAACCAUACCGGGAGCGAGCGCGUCUAGCCAAAAAUGAACAUGCAAAAAGAUACCCUAACUACAAGUAUCAACCACAAAAACGUCAAGGGAAGAAAACACGCAAAUACAUGCGCCGGUCUCGUGAUCGAUUUACAUCGCGUGUAGAAGAGAAUAAUCGUAUUAUGGAACAACUCUAUGACAACCCACGAAUACUAGAAGAGGAAGGACACAAAAUCGCGAUUGCUGGUCUUUCGCCAUUUUCGGAUUACUCCUUGGAAUCACCAACUACAGCUGCUUCAGCGAGCCCUCAUUUUGGUGUAAAACAAGAUGACCUACAUGCAAAUUUUCACGAUCCUCUUGUUACGCAUUGCCUGGAGAAUCAAACGUUUUAUGCAUUGCCUAUGACACUGGAUAAUACCAUGGACUACUUUGUCAACAACUCAAGUGAAUCAUUAUCAUCCCCACUACCACCAUCCCCAUCCUCCGCUCAAGAUCUUUUCUUCAAUUUGCCGCUCCUCGAUCAAGACGUCGUCGCUGAUAACUAUGACACAAGUUGUAUAAAUCUAAUGACCACCUACCAGUUGCUAGGCAACCAGUGUACCCCGCCGAUGACUGGAUCUUGGUUUUGA
Lichtheimia ornata is the source of this 780-nucleotide messenger RNA. RefSeq lists its product as uncharacterized. The transcript has 2 exons. The record is from RefSeq and is a predicted model, not a curated record. Lineage: Eukaryota; Fungi; Mucoromycota; Mucoromycetes; Mucorales; Lichtheimiaceae. Gene Ontology annotation, cellular component: nucleus. Gene Ontology annotation, molecular function: RNA polymerase II cis-regulatory region sequence-specific DNA binding; DNA-binding transcription factor activity, RNA polymerase II-specific. Gene Ontology annotation, biological process: regulation of transcription by RNA polymerase II. The coding region runs from base 1 to 780 and encodes 259 amino acids.